Pomacea canaliculata is the source of this 4019-nucleotide messenger RNA. Its product is annotated as tudor domain-containing protein 5-like. Bases 120 to 3839 code for a protein of 1239 amino acids. The record is from RefSeq and is a predicted model, not a curated record. The transcript is spliced from 25 exons. Lineage: Eukaryota; Metazoa; Mollusca; Gastropoda; Architaenioglossa; Ampullariidae.
UCCACAAUUUGCACUACACGGCGCGAAAAUAGCACAUGUAACCGUAUAAACACAGAAAAAGGAGUUCGUGCACAGAGGAUUUUCAGGUAUCAGCUCUUAACCCGAGAAGCUGGCCUACAAUGGGUAAGGUGGACCCACAAAAAGAAGAAUGUAAAAAGAAAAUACGGUCCCUUUUACUCUCAGCUCCAUUGGGACUGACUUUGGAUGAACUACGAAAUGACUACGAGGAAUUCUUGGGAGAAGUUUUACCCUCUCGAAAAUUUGGUUAUCAGACCGAUAUGGAAUUUCUUCAGGAUAUUCCUGAUGUUAUCAAAGUUGAGAAAACGAGAGAUGGCCGACUUGCGUUCAAAGCAGCGUACGAUGAAACUACAAAACAUAUUGCUAAAAUGGUGGCUAACCAGAAAGUCGAGAAAAGUAAAUGGGGUGUGGCUAAUCCUAGAAAAGGACGAGGAGGUAGAAGAGGCAACAAUGGAAGACAAAGGAAAUUACACAGUUUUCCAGCAGCCCCAGAUCGUUAUCAUAGGCACGAAACAAAAUCACCUUCAGCUCCACAAUUCCUACUAAUAAAAAUUAAGGAGUUUUUGGCACUCUAUCCAGAUGGUAUUCCCCUAGAUUUCUUCCACAAAGUUUUCAACAAGUGGAUAGGCAUGCAUGUUGAUCUACAGCGCCUGGGUUAUUCAAAUAUAGAGACACUGAUUACUGAUAUCCCAGACAUCGCUCAGAUUCGAGAAUACCAGCAUGGAGAAAAGAGAGUAGUUGGGAUGCAGCCUAGUAGACCUUUGAAAAACAUCAGCAGCAAGCCAUUAAAGUCACCAGAAUCUCUGCAUAGUAACAGUUCCACUUGCAUGGAAGAAAAACAAACUAAUCAUAAUAUUGAUGAAAGUCAGUCAUCUGAAAGCUGGUCAGAAGAACACUCAGAGGACUGCACAAAUGAACCAGAUGAAAUCAGCUUUGAGCUUCAGAAGAAAAUUAGAGAGGUCCUUCUUAGACAACCCAGUGGCCUUUGGGCAAGCAGACUGCCAUUUGCUUAUAAGGCACUUUGGAAGGAAGAUCUGCCCUUUGGAGAACUUGGUUACCUGAGUGUUGUAGACUUUGUGUCAGCCCUGCCAGAUAUCGUACAUGUAGAUAGGCCAAAUCCAAAGGGAGACUGGCUUUUGACUGAUGCAACACAACAAAAGCCGGAACAAGCACCCAUCCAGUCUCAGAAGAAUAACCCUAGAAUGCAAAAUUCACGUUCAGAAAAACAGCAGACCUUUAUGAAGGCUAAGUCCAAAAAUGAAGAAAUUCUGCGAGAGAGUGUAAGUCAGGUCCUACAAGUGAAUCCUGAUGGCAUUCCAGUUCUCCAAUUUCCUGAGGUCUAUAAGGAAAUGACUGGACGAAAACUGGAUCCCAAACAAUUUGGAAUGAAUGAUUUGCAUGACUUGUUUAUAAGUCUCUCAGAUGUCUUGCGCAUUGAAUAUCGAGAGAAAAAUGCAUCUAGAUUGUUCAGCAUUCCUGGAAAGGGGACAAGGCAUUUUCACUACCUGCUGGAUGCCUGGAAGCCACAUGCUCUUGGGGAUGACCUUGAAGAGGCAGCAUCCUAUAAUUCAGAUAUCCCUGAAGAUGCUGUUGGCCCAGGAGUUUGUUACACACCAGUGACUCUCCCCAACCCAAAGAACAGAAGCGAGCAUUUUGAAAUCUAUGUGUCAAACAUUGUUAGCCCUGGCCUUUUCUGGAUCCAGCUCCGAGGCAGCACAACUACUGGGGCUCUAGAAUCCCUAAUGAAUGGUCUUGAAUCCGUGUACGAAGCUAGGGGGGAACUCUACCGGAUGCCAGAGUGUCUAAUGACCUAUGGUCAGGUGUGUGCAACGCUCUUUCCAGAAGACAACAACUGGCACCGUGGUAUCAUUACAGGCGAAAGCAAGUCAGGCAUGAUUGAGAUGUACUUCGUGGACUAUGGAAGCACUUGCUUCGUCCCGAAGAGAAGCAUCCGAUUUCUCGCAAAAAAGUUUUUGAGGUUGCCAACUCAGGCUAUCCAAGCAGAACUGGCAUACACAAAGCCUUUUCAAGAGAAGUGGUCACUUAAAGCAAAAGAACGCUUGUUGGAGCUUUGUCGCUGUAAACCUUUGGUUGCCUUCAUGACCAGCAGAAAAGACCGUGUGUUGUCACUCAUUCUGUGUGACACGUCUGGGCCCACUGACAUCCACAUAAAUGACACACUUGUUAAUGAGAAGUUGGCACUCUUCGAACACGAGGAAGAAGAGGAAGAACCACCUGCUUCGAACAACAGUCCUCAAAGUUCAGAGAGUUGGUUUGAGGCCACUGGAUUGAGCUCCACAAGGCAGUCAUUUGUGCAGCGGUUGGGGUUCGGAAAAGGUUUUAUCUUCCAUAUCAUCAGCAUCAAGAAUACUUUGUACCUGACUUCCGGUGAAGUGUCAUCGCUAUUCUGGGAGGAGGACAUCAUCGGCUCAAUGCUCAUCAAAAACAAGUUCCAUGUAAAAAAGAUGUGCAUCAGAAGGGAUGAAUACCCGGCCCUAUUUGAAGAGCUUGAAAGGGCGCUGCAAGUCGACAUUACACGGCUCCCUCCACUUCCCAAAUCAAGAAAGAGACAACACAGAGGCGGUGUGAAGGAGAGACUCAGGAAAAUGAAACGCAGAUUGAAAGUGUGGAAUGUCAAGGAGUCAACACAGAUGUUGAGUCUCUACUGCCUUGAUGGGCUUCCCCAGAUCCUAGAGAUGUUUGGAGAGGACUUUGCUCCUCUGGAAGAACUGAAGAAUGAAGUAAUCAAGUUUAUCCACAGCAUUGAGCCUAAUGGUAGAGACUGCAGGGGUCAGGAAGAGGCAACAUCACUUCUUAAAACAGCAAAAGAUGUUGGCAUCCAUCAAAUGACAUCAGUAGAUGAGCUAUCCUUGGCCUUAAAUUCCCUGCAAAUUCGAAGCAACUUAAGUGUAUGCAAGAAGCGCAUUUUGAAGGAAAUGAUGUCAGCUUCAGAGUGCUCGCCGCAAGCCAUUCAGGAGCUGGACAGGGUGGAGCAAGUGGUCAAAGACCUCCAGACUCGCCUGACCCACCUGGAAAGCGUGUCUUCACUUGCUGUGGAGUCAGUUACAAAUCAGAACCCAUCAGUAAAUGCCACUGCAAACAGUCUGCUGGAUGCUGCAAAGUCAAAUUUUUCAUUAAACAAGAACACCUUGCUGUCUUCACCUGCUGCCAUCAAGACAAACGUUGUGUCGCCACUCAUUGUGCAACCACCAACAAAUCAUACUGUCAGCAUGCCAGGGCCAGCUUUACAGGGCAUGACAGCAAGUGGAGACAUGACUCUGUCGCAACUUGUUGCCGCCAACAUCCAGAUGGCCACCCUAAUCCAGCAGCAGGAUACUUUCCUGAAGACAAUGCUGCAAGCGAGCAUUAACCCUGCCCUUAGCUCUAUGCCAUCUGGGCACAUGGGUUUACAGUCCCUGGCUUCCUCCACAGCCUUGGGUAUACAGUCUACUUCCUUGGCUGCACAUCAGGUAGUUACCAACCCUCUUUUGCCUCCUGGAGGCUUGUCAUGCCUUCAUCCUGACCAGCCACAUGAUCAGAUCUCUAGUCCUUCCCCACUGCAGCAAAGAGCAGCGUUGAUGCCACAUGUUGGGACAGUGGGUCCAGCUCCUAGCACUCACACACCACCACUUGGGGCCAGUGUGUUCAGCUCAACAUCAAGUGGUCAAUCUACUAACAGUCUCCAGACUGCUCCAUUUGUGACAGCAGUUCAUCCUGUAGUCAGCCCCAGUGUCAACACCUCAGGUGAUGGUAACCAUACAAAUGUUCAGCUAUUGCCAAGCAUGUUACGGCUGCUGCAAACACUUACGCAGCAGAAGUGAGAUCCUGGGCUUGUGAAGUUUUUAAAGAUGGAAUGUUGUGAUGUGAAUACUGACAUUUUUUUUAUAAUUUUGUUGUGAUAAAGGAAACCGUUAAAACAGGUUUUUGUUCAGAAUAAAGAUGAGCUGUGUAUAAUUUUCUUCCAUGCAGCAUUUACAAUAAAAAGACUUGUUUAUACUAAA